Molecule: messenger RNA, 4657 nt
Organism: Syngnathus typhle (broad-nosed pipefish)
Lineage: Eukaryota; Metazoa; Chordata; Actinopteri; Syngnathiformes; Syngnathidae
Gene: tent4a
Product: terminal nucleotidyltransferase 4A
Exons: 13
Coding region: 213-2600 (795 amino acids)
Biological process (GO): RNA 3'-end processing
Cellular component (GO): TRAMP complex; nucleolus
Molecular function (GO): mRNA binding; poly(A) RNA polymerase activity
Source: RefSeq, a predicted model, not a curated record
UUUGAAGAGAAUACGCCAUAUUGAAUCCCAAUAGGAAGCAGCGUAGCUUUCUCCUCCUAUCUAGCGGCGUAUCGGGUGCACGCGUAAUUUUCGUAGUCCCCGAGACGCUUUAGGGACAUCUCUCGGGUCGGUGACUCUGGACACGGCAUCAGGACGGGCUCGCUGGAGUUCUACCCAACAAGGGGGGGGGGUUUACUGGAGAACCAAGUUGAAUGGAUCCGAGGGUGGCUUGGAUUCAGCCCGAGCAGAAAGGACCGGCGAACGCCUUAUGGAUGCACGUCUGGGAAACGUCUCAGGGAGUACGCACGUUCUCCGCUCAACACGUCCACAACCAGUGUGUCAAUUACGCGGCGCUGGACGUGUUGCAAAAUGCCAUGGUAUCGAGCAAGAGCUUGGGCAGCAGCAGCGGGCAUCAAAGCAUCAUCAAAGGCGACUCGGCUUGUGUCAAUGACGCCGCGAUAUCCUCCCUGGGCAUGGCGAUAUCCAACUUUUUCACCCCGGCCUCCGACGCGGGUGAAGGCAAAGCAGUGACCCCCAAGGCUGGGUCUUCCUCGCUGGAAUCUCGUGCGGCGGACAGUCUCCCCUCCGGCUGCACGCUGGAGAGAACCACGGCUGGGAAUAGAAACGUCGGCCUGCUUUUCGCGCUGGGUGACAGCACGGACAACAACCGGUACCACCACCACCACCAACAACUCCUCCAUCACAACCGUCACAUGUUCAAUUUGUGCGCUCAAAGUCACCAGGUGGCCCCUUCUUUGCCUGUGAAUCACUCUCACCCUCACCUCCACCAUCAUCAUCGUCAUCAUCAUCAGCACCACCACCCUGGCCGCAGGAGAAGUGACAAUAAGGCCAGCACUUACGGGGUCAAUUACUUGCUUUCAAAUUGCACUAAUGGCAACGACGCGAGCUCUUGGACGCCCUGGAGAACGAGAAAGUACAACCCGGGAGUUCUCGGACUCCACAAGGAGGUGAUGGACUUUUACAACUUCAUGUCUCCGCGGCCAGAGGAGGCGGCGAUGAGGAAGGAGGUGGUGAAACGCAUAGAGAAGAUCAUCAAGGAGCUGUGGCCCACUGCAGAUGUCCAAAUAUUUGGAAGCUUCAGCACCGGACUGUACCUUCCAACAAGUGACAUUGACUUGGUAGUGUUUGGAAAGUGGGAGCGCCCCCCGCUGAAAGAGUUGGAGCAGGCUCUCCGCAAGCACAACGUCGCCGAGCCCCUCUCCAUCAAAGUGCUGGACAAAGCGACUGUGCCAAUCAUCAAGCUUACAGACCGGGAGACCGAGGUGAAAGUGGACAUCAGCUUCAACGUGGAGACCGGCGUCAAGGCGGCGAACUUCAUUAAAGAUUAUGUUCAGAAGUAUCCGGUGCUGCCUUACCUGAUCUUUGCGCUGAAGCAGUUCUUGCUGCAAAGAGAUCUGAAUGAAGUCUUCACGGGCGGAAUUAGUUCCUACUGCCUCAUCCUGAUGGUCAUCAGCUUCUUGCAGCGUCAUCCUCGCAUCGACGCCAGGAACCCCAGAGAGAACUUGGGCGUCCUGCUGAUUGAGUUUUUCGAAUUGUACGGCCGCCAUUUUAACUACUUGAAAACAGGGAUCCGCAUUAAAAACGGAGGAGCUUACAUUGCCAAAGACAAAAUGGCGGUGACCAACGGUUACAGGCCGUCCAUGCUUUGCAUCGAAGACCCCUUGCUCCCAGGCAACGACGUGGGCCGGGGCUCGUACGGCGCCAUGAACGUCAGGCAGGUGUUUGAUUACGCCUACACGGUCCUCAGCCACGCCGUGUCUCCACUCGCCCGAUCGUAUCCCAACAAAGACUCGGAAAGCACCUUAGGAAGAAUCAUCAGGUUGACCCAGGAAGUGAUUGACUACAGGGAGUGGAUCAUCAAAAAGUGGGGCGGCAGGGUUCUGGCUCGAGCCGAUAACAGAGUGCCAACUCCCAAGGAGCCGGUGUCCGAGCAGGACCCCAGCUGCCGGCUCGGCGGCGGCAGCGGCGGCCCAGAGGAGCAGCAGAGGGACUCGGCGUCCCCCCAGAGCGCAGACUCGUCAAUGUCCACCUCCAGUCCCCAGGAGCACUCAUCCGCCUCCUCCGUCUCUUCCCUCUCCGGGUCAGACAAUGACUCCGAUUCGGCGCCACCCUGUCCAGUCCCUCCGGCCCCUCUGCCACCGUACGCGUCAUUCCCACCGCUGGGCUUAGCUUUCCCGGCGGCGUUCAGAAUGCGCGGCGCCAAAGCGGGAAUAGCCGGACCCCAUCUGCUCUUGCCGCCUCGCUCGCAGGCUCGCGCCUCGCUCCCCAGGGGUCUCGCAAUGCACUCCGUAGCCGGCAGACAGAUGCGUAUCGACACGGGACUCCCCGCCUUCUUCCACAUGCCCCUCCCAGCCCAUGUCCCCGCCCCUUCCAGUCCCCAACCUCCGCCCAGUUCCCACUCCAGCCACGCACAUAAGAAUGGUGUCAAGUUCAACGUCAAGGGCUUGCACAACCCGCCGCCGCUCAUCACCAACCCGGCGGCGGCCACCCGCGGACACCCUCACACGCACGCUCAGUACCACCGGAACACUUGGCGGCGCAGGAAGAGGGACAGCCUACCGGUUAGCCCCAGCAGAUAGAGACUGGGCACCCCUCCCUCGCUCCCCCCCUCCCCUCACGGAGACCAGCAGUUUUCACUUGAGCGGAGCGGUCGCGGCGUGAAGCAGCCUGCUGCUCUGCUUCCACUUCAGCGUGACCUUUUGUUCACCGCCUUGUAGCGUUUCAGUAUUAUGUUGCGGUCAGUAUUUCCGCCUCCAGAGCUCGUCUCGUUUCUUUUUUCAAGCGCUGCCGACGGGAGCUUCGCAAAGCUCCUUCCAGGCUCAGUGUUCUUUUUUUUUUUUUGCCGUUUUGUGCAAUAUUUGGUUUUUCUUUUCAGAACCAAAAUGCUUAUUUAAUUUGGUGCGUAUAUGUCAGAGGCAUUUUGAUACCGUUUAUUUCUUUUUUCAGAGUUUUUACAUUCUGUUUACAGAACUUUUCGGGUGAGAAGGAGCCCAGGUCAAAGACCCCCUCCACUUGUUUUACGGAGGAGCUCUUAUCUCAGUAAGCCUCACUCCCCCCCCCCCCCCCCUCUUAGACGAGGCGAGCCAGUCGAUCGCCCGAGGAAGUUCGGUCGAGUGUUGAGAAAAUAGCACCCUGCGAUCGUAUGUGGAUGAGAGGAUGUGAUUGUGCUUUGGCUUUUGCAACCUCAAAAUUGUCUAUCGUUUUAUCGUGGACUCUUCUGCUGCCAUAUUUCUUCCGUCACUGCCUUUUCUGCUUCUUUACUUUAAAACCCCCCCCCCCCCCCCAAAAAAAAAAAAAAAAGACCGGCUGUGUGAAGCCGUAAAUCAGUGCCCGGGCUAGCACUAGAAAGUUCUUGGCCAUAAGGCGCUUCCCAAAAAAAAAAAAAAAAAAAAGAAAAGCAGGGGUGUGGUCCUCCUAAUGAAAGGACCCGAGUUAAAGGGAAUUAUAUAUUGAUUCCAUUCAUAUAUUUAAUUGCCAGGUAUUUCCGCUAAUUGUUUGCAAUGCCUUUCUUUGUGUUUACUCCGUGUGUGUGUGAGGUCACAGAAAGGACAAGCGAAAAGGCCGUGACAUCACGCACGGCCGUUUUAUUUCUAUGCAAGUGGGUUACUCCGAUUAUCGUGUCACGUCUUGUGCAUUGGAGGAUUAUUGUGCCCUGCACCCCUCCCCACCUAAGGAAAACGAUUGGACUGGACAAGAGUUCUUUUUUCUAUUCUUGUGCAGUGUGUGCGUGUGUGACCUCGUUAAGUGUGUGGAUCGUCUCGGACGGUUUUUGGAGUCGAACGCGAUGCACGCAGAAUGCGACUUGCUCUCUGUCGGCGCAGCAUCAGACAAGCUUUUUACGUCACGUUAAUGACAUUCAAUGCUGUUACACUGUUUUAACUUUUUAUUUUUUAUUUUUUCCUUCUACGGAAGAAAACGCCAGGCAACUCUGACCCGUGAUUCAAAACUGCCCACUCAGCAUCAAUUUGACCCCCCCCCCCCCACCUGAUCAGCAACAUAGAAAUGAUCUCACCCAAAUUGGAAUUAUGGACUCCCCCACCACUUUUUUAAAAAAAAAAAAAUCUUUCAUGAUCCAGUUUUGCUCGAUUACAAGGCCCAUUCUUAAAACAAAGCCUCGUCUGGAAGCAGCAAUGAAAUGGCCAGUUUUUAUAUUUGAUAGGGGAAAAUAUCUAAUUAAUUGGUCGAUCAUUUUAAAAAAAGGUUAUAUCAGUUUUGUUUUUUUUAAAAGGCCAAAUAUCGGCUAGUUUGAUUCGUCGGGCCCUGGGAAUUAGAGAUGGGUAGUUUGUUGGACCGGGUCAGAGUUGCCAAACAUCUUCAUGCAGUAUGGUAUCUCACUUCUUACUUCGAAUUUAGAGUUCUGAAGUGAAACAACAAGCAAGCACCAGCAGGUUGUGCACGGAGGUACAUUGUAAUCUCUCUCCUGUUACAAAUAUGACGAGGGGUUUUAAAAGUGGGGCUGUAUUUUGGAGAAAGGUGGCAGCCAAGGAUCCCCACCCCAACCAAUUUAAAGUUCAUCCGGGCUGAUUGUUGUAAGCCAGAAACCACUCGGCCAGCUUUUGUUUCGGGGCUGUUUUUCUGGAACUUUUUAUGUGUCUUUUUCUAUUUUCUUUUUUAAAUAAACAUUUUAAAACUGCCA